CAAUAUUAUGAUGCCGAAAUGCCGAAUUGGUGAACUCCGGUUUCCAAUUUCCGGAGACUUAAGUUAAAUACUAUAGUAUUUGCUAUAGUACAGAAAUUAAAAAAUCUGUAUUUUUGCAUUUUUGACAAAGUCUUGAGAGUUGAGAGACUUCUAAGUGAUUUCUGCAUCUACAUCUUCUGUAUUGUUUUACAUAUAUUUUUGUUUAAAACCUUAUUCAGUAAUACAUAUUUGCUACUUGUUACAUUUUAGCAAAUAAUGGCAGCAGAUAACUAUCGAUUCGCAGAAAGUGAUAGUUUACUAUGUUAUCAUGGACCAAUGUUGUAUGAAGCAAAAUGCUUAAAAAGGAGGAAGGCAAAUGAUGGUAAAGCACAAUAUUUUAUCCAUUACAAAGGCUGGAACAGUAAAUGGGAAGAAUGGGUUGAUGACAAUCGAGUAUUGUCUGUUAAUGCUGCCAAUAUGAACAAAAUGGCAUCAUUAAAAGAAAUACAUUCAAACACAAAAAAGAGUGGAUCAAAACGUUCUAUCACUAUAGUUAAAGAAGAAACAAUACGCAAUGUUGUAACGCCUCCAUUAAAAGGAAAAAAACGUAAAUAUUCAGAAAUGUCAUCAGAAUUAAAUCAAAUAGUAAAUGUUCCAUCGCCAACCGAACCAAAACCAAAAAAACGAGGUCGUCCUCCAAAAAUGAUAACUCCUAAAAUUGAAGAAACUGAACCAACAAAAUCAGUUGAUACAACUAUAGUAACUGAAACAGAGUUAGCUGAAUCAACUGAAGAAAAUAAAGUGAUUGACAAAGCAACUAAAGAAGAAGACACUGCAACAAUAGUAGACACUGCUAAAAAAGAUAACACUCCCAAAAAAGAAAACACACUUAAAAAAUAUAAUACUCCUAAAAAAGAAAGUGCUCUUAAAAAAAAUGACAUUCUUAAAAAAGAAGACACUAUUAACAAAGAUGCCACUCCUAAAAAAAAUGCCAAUCCUAAUAAAGAAGACACACCUAAAAAAGAAGACACACCUAAAAAAGAAGACACACCUAAAAAAGAAGACACUCCUAAAAUAGAAGAUGAUCCUAAAAAAGAAGACACACCUAAAAAAGAAGAUACUCCUAAAAAAGAAGACACUCCUAAAAAAGAAGACACUCCUAAAAAAAAAGACACUCCUAACAACGAGGACACUCCUAAAAAAGAAGACACUCCUAACAACGAAGAUACUCCUAAAAAGGAAGACACUCCUAAAAAAGAAGACACUCCUAAAAAGGUUGGAAUAAGUAAAACAAUAGACGAAGCAACUGAAGAAGUUUUAGAUUCUAAAAAAGUGGAAGUAAAUAAAACUAUUGAAGCUACUAAAGAAGAGGAAGAAACAACUAAAACAGCUGAUGAAGAAAUUAAAGUACAUGAAGAAGUUGAAAAAGCUACUGAAGAACUUGAAAAAACUAAAGUUGUUGAACCAUGUGAGGGAACUAUAAACAUUGAAGGAACUGAAACAAUUAAAGAAGAUGAAGAAUCUGAAACAGUUGAAAGAACCAAAGACAUUGAGGAAACUGAAACUGAAAAUGUUGAAGGUAUUGAAUCGAUUGAAGAGUUUGAAGCUGAAGACCAUGAAGCUGAGGAGUUUGAAGCGGAGGAGUUUGAAGGUGAAGAGAUUGAAGGUGAAGAGAUUGAAGGUGAAGAGAUUGAAGGUGAAGAACUUGAAGGUGAAGGGCUUGAAGCUGAAGAGCUUGAAGGUGAAGAGUUUGAAGGUGAAGAGUUUGAAGGUGAAGAGUUUGAAGGUGAAGAGUUUGAAGGUGAAGAGCUUGAAGGUGAAGAGCUGGAUACAUAUUAUGGAACUGAAGAAUUAGAAGAAUCUACAGAUGAUGAGAGAUUAUCAGAUGAAGAAUCUGAUAGUGAAGAAGCUAAGGAAUUUAUUAGAAAGAUUACUGAAACUUAUAUCAGAAUUACAAAAGAAAAAGAAAUUGAAGAAGCUAAAAAAAAAGAAGAAACAGAUGAUACAUUUACUGUUCCAGCUCCAGUAGUAAAAAUAACACCAAAAAUCAUCGUACCAGAAGUAAUAAGACGAAGAAUUGCUUUUGAUUAUCAAAUGGUUGUGAACAGGAAUCAAAUAUUAAAAUUUUCAAAAACACACACUAUCAAUCGUUUGAUCAAAGAUUUUCAAAAUUCAGACCCUGAAUCUUCUGAUGAAAAUGAAACCAUUGGUCUAACAUUCAUACAGUAUUUCAAUGCUCUUAUACAUAGACGAUUAUUGUAUACACCAGAAAAAAAGAUUAAAAUGCGUAAAAAGGCAUUGAAAAGUUUGAAAACCGAUUUGAAGGAUGGUGAAGUCUUCGAUUGUAGUAAUAACUUAUAUCCUCGAAAAUUAUGGCAUUUGGUGUAUGGACCUUCAUAUCUAAUAAGAUUAUUUGUUUUACUUCCUGAAAUUGUGGCAUCCUAUAGUUAUUUAGAGGCGGAUACAGCUAUUCUUAUUGAAAAGUUUGAAGUUUUUAUGAAGUUUAUUGCAGUCAAUUUUGAUCAAUAUUUUUCAGACAAAUCCCAAGAUUAUAUUGAAACAAAAUAAGAAAUCGAUUAUGAUGUCUUUGAAAAAUAUAUUAUAUUACAUUACGGAAUAACUAAACUAUUAAUAGUUAAGUAUUUGAUAAAUAUAAAGCAUAAUUUGUGUACUGUGUACAUUAAAUAUUUUAUAAUUAAAAUAACAAUACCUUGAUUGGUUUUUAAUUUUGGUCAAUUAUGAUAAUAGUUAUAAUAUAAUGUAUGAAAUAAAAUAGUCAUAAUUUUUUAA
Metopolophium dirhodum (rose-grain aphid) is the source of this 2769-nucleotide messenger RNA. RefSeq names its product muscle M-line assembly protein unc-89-like. The record is from RefSeq and is a predicted model, not a curated record. Lineage: Eukaryota; Metazoa; Arthropoda; Insecta; Hemiptera; Aphididae. Gene Ontology annotation, cellular component: histone acetyltransferase complex; nucleus. The transcript has 9 exons. Bases 256 to 2547 code for a protein of 763 amino acids. Gene Ontology annotation, biological process: regulation of DNA-templated transcription; chromatin organization.